Molecule: messenger RNA, 3090 nt
Organism: Polypterus senegalus (gray bichir)
Lineage: Eukaryota; Metazoa; Chordata; Cladistia; Polypteriformes; Polypteridae
Product: zinc finger protein 184-like
Exons: 2
Coding region: 64-1131 (355 amino acids)
Biological process (GO): regulation of cytokine production; regulation of immune system process; negative regulation of transcription by RNA polymerase II
Molecular function (GO): DNA-binding transcription factor activity, RNA polymerase II-specific; RNA polymerase II cis-regulatory region sequence-specific DNA binding
Source: RefSeq, a predicted model, not a curated record
UAUGGCCUCCAGCUCAGGGCUGUCCAUGUGAGAAGUGAAUCUGAGAAGAGUUUCCCACAGAGCAUGGCCUCUGCCAUAGAAGAUGGAGUGGAUGAAAGAACGGUGGACAUUAAAGAAGAGGACUGUGAGCGGCUCACACCAGAGGAUGUGCGUGUGAAGCUCGAGGAUCACGAAGAAAGAAUUUCAGUUUUUAAAAAGGAGGAGGAGGAGUGCAAGUGGGUGACUGUUACCAUUAAAGCUGAGGAUUUGAAUGAUUUCUCUGUUGGUCUUGAACUUCAAAAACAUGAAACUGAGGAUAUUUUCAAGCAAGAGGCCUGUGAAGAAUCUCCAUCCAGUUUACUGCCCUGGUCCACUAAUACGGGACGACUGGCUACACAGGAGAAUCCUGCAGAGCUGAAAUCAGAGUUAUCAGAGUCGGAAGAGAAAAUCACAGAGGAAAAUGGGAGAGAAGGAGAAGAGUCACCUGGGAGUGUUGGAAUAAAUUUACAGAAGAAUGGCAGCUUCUCUCCAUCUUCAUUUGGUAAGCCCUCCCUUCAAUACAAUGAGAAAGGUAUGAAGAAAUCAGCAAGAGGAUCUGAGAACCUGACAGCAGCCUUUUUGCAGUGCAGUUCUCUCCCUGCUGCUGGAGUAACACAGAUAGAAGCCAUCAAAAAUGAUCGACAGCAAGUGGAGAAAGAAAUCCAAGUUCACACUGGAAAAAAAUGUUGCUUGGAAUGUGGUAAAAAAUUCACACAGAAAUGUGAUAUUAAUAAGCAUACGAAGAUCCACACAGGAGAAAAACCUCAUUGCUGUUCAGAAUGUGGAAAGUCGUUCUCAAGGAGAAGCGAUCUUCAGAGGCACAGAAGUAUCCACACAGGUGAAAAACCUCAUUGCUGUUCAGAAUGUGGAAAGUCGUUCUCAAGGAGAAGCCAUCUUCAGAAGCACAGAAAAAUCCACACAGGAGAAAAACCUCAUUGUUGUCCAGAAUGUCAUAAGUCGUUCUCACAAAUAAGCCAUCUUCAGACGCACAGAAGAAUCCACACAGGAGAAAAACCUCAUUCUUGUCCAGAGUGUGGUAAGUUGUUCUCACAAAUAAGCGUUCUUAAGAAGCACAGAAGAAUCCACACAGGAGAAAAACCUGAUUGUUGUUAAGAAUGUGGCAAACAGUUUUCUGACAAAUGCAGCUCUCAAAGGCACAUGCAAAUUCAUACUGGAGAGAAGCCAUAUUGCUGUUCUCAAUAUGGUAAAAGGUUUUUGUACAUUUCAAGUUUGCAAAGGCAUGCAAAAGCUCACGUUGUAUGAUGCAAGCACUUCUCAAACAGCAAGACUCUUAACGACCAAAUGAGAAUUCACUAGGGUGAGAAUACCCCAUUGCUCUCCAGAAUGUGGCAAACAAUUCUCAUGUCAAAACACGCUUAAGAGCCACAUAAGGAUCCACAUCGGAGAGAAGCAGAACGCCUGUUCUGAAUACUCUUCCAGAAAAAAAUUUCAGAGAUGCACACAAAGUCAUAUUUGAGUAAAGCAUGUCCCAGAAUUGACAAAUCAUCUUUCUCUUGGGUCCUCAACCAAAAAAUUAAAGAAAAAUAUUCUGAAUGAGGUUACGACUCCAGUUGAAAGUAGUUAAUAAAUACAUAAGAAUAGUGGAGAAAACAUGGGAUGUGGUAAACAGAUCGUAGAUGUAAGGUAACCUCAGAGCCACAUAUGUACUCACACUGGAAUACAACACAUUUCACAAACAGCAAGAAUCUUCUUCAACAACUUAUAGGGGCAAGAAAAAACGUCAUUGUUGUCCUAAAUGUGAUUAACGCUUUUCAGACAACAGUGGUCUUCAUAUUCAUAAAUGACUUUCUUUCUUGUGAUAAGUCUCUUAUCAAUUCUGGAUGUUGAAAGUGGUCCUCCUAUAUCAGCUAUUAUCAGUAACACGUAAGAUUUCAUGAAGGACUCGGAAGGGGAAUAUUUUUGUUUCGGAGCUUUGGAGAUGGGGCCUUAUCUGAGUAGUAAUGAACUUGUACCAUCUCUGGGAUGUCAUCUGAUGGCUGACGCCUGGGCUGAGUGCAGACAGCCGUUCUUAACCCUGACAAUGAAGAAGUCAUUUUGUGACGUCAGCUGACAGCCAAAGCUCUCCAAUCAGAUACUGGGGAGGGACAGUCGAGGAGGACAGGAGACUAAAAAGAGAGCCCUCACAUGACAGACCAAUGUAGAGGGGCUUUAUAAGACUAUUAAGCUAAUUUAGGUCAUCAUUUAUAAAUGAUAAGAGUCUUUACAAACCAAACACAUUCAUCAGCUGUGUGUCAAGGGUGAGUCCAAAUGUGGCUAUUUAAGAAGAUUGAAAUACAAAUAAAAUGAAACAUUCAGGGUUCAAAGAGAAAUGUUUUAAGAUCUGAAUAGGAUGUCACAACAGCAUGCUAGGGUUAGCAUGGGGGACCACAUUUGUGAAGAAUAUCAAUUAAUAUAUAGAAGGAAAAUUAUUUAAAAUAAUAAUAAUGUUAUGAGAAAUGGGACACCAUAAUGUAUUCAGACAACAAUGAAAAUGUAAUGUACUGAUUUUAUUGUCUGACAUAAGAGAAAAAAGGAAGACAAAGCAGAAGACACACAGAGAUGUCUGCUGCCCCAGCUGUUACAGUUUUUCUCAGUUGCUUUGGUGCAUUUCUCACAACAGACUUAACAUUUGCAUAACAGCAAGUGCAUUUCUCAAAACACUGGCAAAACAUCAUGGAUGACCAGCAAAAGCAGGUAACUUCUUCAAAAUCCUCAAUCCAUGCCUCAAUAGCAAGUAUUUACAUCGCUGAAUAUGUCAGUGCCAUCAAAAUGCCAAGUCCAUGAAACAUCAUACACGGACAUGACAGCCAAAAUGUAAAGUCAUUUUAUCAAUAUAAAAUUGCCACAAUCUAAACAUUUUCUGAUGCACAAAACAUCUGAAUGACAAGGGCAGGAAACAUAAAAAUACAAAACACCGAUUGCGGGAGAUUGAUUCAAGAAUAUUUUAUUGAUUGCACAGGUAUAUGGUGACGUACCAUGCACUGCACUUGGAGUCUAUGAAAUGAAGGAAAAAAAAUGACAACAUCGAAAACAAUAUUUACAGUAAUCCCUCCUCGAUCGCAGGAGUUGCGU